GUAUAAAAGAAGGAGAGUGACGUUCCUCUGCUGCAGAAACAUUCAGGCAAAUUUGCAGACAUGCUCAGGUUUCUGGUUUUGACGAGUCUCGCAGCCGUGGUGCUGGCGGAGCUCCAGCCCCAGCCCAGGUAUCUGGAGGACAGCUUGGAAAGAGUCGUGGGAGGCGAGGUGGCCAGACCCAACUCCUGGCCCUGGCAGAUCUCUCUUCAGUACAGAUCUGGCAGCAAAUACUACCACACAUGUGGAGGGACCCUGAUCGAGAGAGGCUGGGUUAUGACUGCUGCUCACUGCGUGGACAGCAACAGGAUGUGGCGUGUUGUUAUGGGUGAACAUGACCUCUACAGCAACAGUGGCAGAGAGCAGAUCAUGGAUGUCAUCCAAGUUUUCAUCCAUCCUGGAUGGGACUCCAGCAAUGUCGGUAACGGGUGGGAUAUUGCUCUCCUGCGUAUCUCCUCUGACGCCACCCUGAACUCUUACGUCCAGCUGGGCUCGCUGCCUCCCUCCGGCCAGAUCCUGCCUCACAACAACCUCUGCUACGUCACCGGAUGGGGACGCACCUCCACUGGUGGCAACCUGUCUGCACAGCUCAAACAGGCCUAUCUUCCUGUGGUCGAUUACAAGACCUGCUCCAGCAGCAGCUGGUGGGGCAGCACUAUCAAGACCACCAUGGUGUGCGGUGGCGGAGGUGCUGAGGCUGGAUGCAAUGGUGACUCUGGUGGUCCUCUGAACUGCCUGGUUAAUGGAAAAUACUACGUCCAUGGUAUUGCCAGCUUUGUGUCUGGCUAUGGAUGCAAUACUCCCAAGAAGCCCACCGUCUUCACGCGCGUGUCCGCCUACAUUGAAUGGAUGGACUCGAUCAUGGCGUAAACAAGAGUCCUCACAUGUUGCAGGACACAGAACAUGUUCAACCCUGUUUUCAUCCUCUGUGUCUCUGCACUUGUUUCGCCUCCUUUCACAAAAAUAAAGUUGUUUUAAAUUGUGUGUGA
Molecule: messenger RNA, 986 nt
Organism: Paralichthys olivaceus (Japanese flounder)
Lineage: Eukaryota; Metazoa; Chordata; Actinopteri; Pleuronectiformes; Paralichthyidae
Product: elastase-1
Biological process (GO): proteolysis
Molecular function (GO): serine-type endopeptidase activity
Source: RefSeq, a predicted model, not a curated record